Cuscuta campestris is the source of this 2533-nucleotide messenger RNA. The record is from the annotation of a GenBank genome assembly. Lineage: Eukaryota; Viridiplantae; Streptophyta; Magnoliopsida; Solanales; Convolvulaceae.
ACUACUUUUAAGCUUCUACCAUUUGUUUUGAUUAAUUUGAUCACGAAAUUAAUUCAUGGAGGGAGAUUUCAGUAAAACGGCGGGAACGGAAAUUUCAGAACAAUUUCCCUCUCACGCAAUAUAUGUUUUGCCUCUCGUUUGAAAAUUUGAAAAUUGUUUACUCCCCAUCAUAUAGUAAUACCCCCCCACGCACAGAGGCUCAUUCAUACUCAUACCUUCUCCGCAUCUUUUCUCAAGCCGAUCAAAUGGAGACCAGGAGCAGAAAGCGCAGCAGCGACAGGUGCCCGAGCUCCGGUGCCGGAAACAGCUCGAAGAGGAAGCGGGAAGAAGAGUUCCAGCAGGAUCGGGCGACGAAGGUUCCCCCCUCCGCCGAAGAUUCUCUCCGACAUCUUGUCCUCGAGGUCCGGACUCAGGUGGAGAUUCUGGAAUCGUCCGUCGCUUGUGCCGAGCUGGAUCUGGAAUCGUCGAAGCGAGCUAUCAACGUCCUCCUAGAGAUGGCAAAGAACGAGGAAUUCGUUGACGUGAUUGUGGAGUGUGGAGCAGUUCCUGCGCUGGUGCGGAACCUCAGGCCGCCGGUUCCGGCCAGAGAACGAGACGCUGCCUCGAUUCAGUGUGUUCACGAGGUCGAGAAAGGAAGUGCAUUUACACUUGGACUUCUCGCAACAAGGCCGGAGCAUCAACGUUUCAUUGUUGAUCUUGGAGCCUUGCCUCUUCUUGUGGAUCUUUUGAAGCGGCAUACGGAUGGUAAAAGCUCCCGGACAUCCAAUGGUGUUAUCAGGAGAGCAGCUGAUGCGAUUACUAAUCUUGCACAUGAGAAUGGCAGCAUCAAAUCUCGUGUUAGAGUUGAAGGCGCAAUUCCUCCCCUUGUUGAGUUGCUUGAGUUUGUGGAUCCAAAGGUGCAAAGAGCAGCUGCAGGAGCCUUAAGAACUCUGGCAUUCAAAAAUGAUGAAAAUAAGAAUCAGAUAGUAGAAUGCAACGCUCUUCCCGCACUUAUCCUAAUGCUUCGGUCUGAAGAAUCUACAAUUCACUCUGAAGCGGUUGGUGUAAUUGGGAAUUUGGUGCAUUCUUCACCCAGCAUUAAAAAAGAAGUUCUAUUGGCUGGAGCUUUGCAACCUGUCAUUGGGUUACUUAGUUCUUCUAGCUCAGAGAGCCAAAGGGAAGCUGCAUUACUGAUUGGGCAAUUUGCUGCAACAGAUUCUGACUGUAAGGCGCACAUUGUCCAAAGAGGUGCUGUACCACCCCUAAUUGAGAUGCUUCAAUCUGCAGAUGCUCAAUUGAGUGAGAUGGCAGCAUUUGCACUUGGAAGGCUGGCACAGGAUCCACACAACCAAGCAGGUAUUGCUCAUAGUGGUGCCAUCCCACAUUUGAUAAAGCUUCUAGAUUCAAAAAAUAGGUCUCUGCAACAUAACUCUGCAUUUGCUCUUUUUGGCCUUGCAGACAAUGAGGAUAAUGUUGCAGAUUUAAUAAAAGAUGGAGGAGUUCAAAAACUUCUAGAUGGGGAUUUUGUUGUCCAGCCAACAAGAGAGUGUGUAGACAAGACUCUAAAAAGUUUAGAGGAGAAGAUCAAUGGUCGAGUGCUGUACCAUUUACUGUAUUUGAUGUCUGUUGGGGAGAAGAUUGUCCAAAGAAGAAUUGCAUUGGCCCUUGCUCACUUUUGUUCCCCUCAAGAUCAAAAGACAAUUUUCCUUGAUAACAAUGGAUUAGAGUUGCUUUUGGAGCUUGUAGAAUCCACAAGCGUGAAGUGCCAACGUGAUGCUUCUAUGGCUCUGUGCAAAAUAGCUGAUAAAGCCAGCUCAAUUUCUCAUGUUGAUGCAGCUCCCCUAUCUCCAGUACCUCAAGUGUACCUAGGUGAGCAGUAUGUAAACAACCAGACACUCUCAGAUGUGUCAUUCUUAGUCGAAGGAAAACGCUUCUAUGCUCACCGAAUUUGCCUGCUUGCUUCUUCUGAUGCAUUUCGAGCAAUGUUUGAUGGUGGCUACAGGGAGAAGGAGGCAAAAGACAUUGAGAUUCCAAAUAUUAAGUGGGAUGUCUUUGAGUUGAUGAUGAGAUAUGUUUAUACAAGAUCGGUUCAGGUUAAUUCGGACAUUGCUCAGGAUCUUCUACGUGCUUCUGAUCAGUAUCUUCUUGAGGGACUUAAAGGUCAAUGUGAAUAUGCAAUAGCCAAGGAUAUGUCUGUGGAGAACGUCUCCUUCAUGUUCGAGUUGUCCGAGGCUUUUAAUGCUCUUUCUUUAAGAAGUGCAUGCAUUCUUUUCAUACUGCAGAACUUUGACAAACUAAAUGCCAUUGGCUCUUUCUCUCAACUGAUUGAGCACAUGUUGCCCGAGAUUCGCAGUUACUUUGUGGGAGCACUCACUAGAUCAAGUCAAGCUUAUUCGCAGCAAUAGUUUAUAGUCAGGCAUUAGUUUUUUGUUUCUUUUGGUCAAUUUUUUGGGGUCCAUAAGUAGAACAGAUGUAUAGAAUUUGGUUUAUUUUUGUAGUGUUAAUUAGUCCAUUACCAUAUAGCUAUUUCUGAUCAGGCAUUGUGUGUCAUCUU